Solenopsis invicta (red fire ant) is the source of this 3237-nucleotide messenger RNA. It is a transcript of the gene Gmppa, whose product is annotated as mannose-1-phosphate guanyltransferase alpha-A. Gene Ontology annotation, cellular component: cytoplasm. Lineage: Eukaryota; Metazoa; Arthropoda; Insecta; Hymenoptera; Formicidae. The record is from RefSeq and is a predicted model, not a curated record. Gene Ontology annotation, biological process: biosynthetic process. The coding region runs from base 287 to 1543 and encodes 418 amino acids. The transcript is spliced from 5 exons.
GCCAUAUUGAAUCUCAAAAUUUGGACCCAGUUCUGAUUGGUCUAGAGUAUGGUCUACUGCGCAUCUGGUUACUUGUUUCACAUUUCUUAUGUUGCACUCUGUUAUCGUCACUGAUGACACAUGACACGUUCACACGUGUACACAACAUGUCUGCGCUGCGGUGCGAUUAGCGUUAGUUUCCUUCUCCGACCCGGAGAAUUCGGAUGGUUCUUGCCGCAUUUUCUCGCGAGAACAUAGAAAUACUUUGGAAUUAUUUGCUCGGAAGGGCUAUUUAACUUGUGCAAUCAUGUUGAAGGCUGUUAUCUUAAUUGGAGGACCUUUAAAGGGGACUAGAUUUAGACCUCUGUCCUUGGAUAUUCCGAAACCACUAUUUCCAGUGGCUGGAUUACCCAUGAUACAGCAUCACAUUGAAGCCUGCACCAAGGUGCCUGGUCUCAAUGAAGUGCUGAUAAUCGGAGCAUAUCCCAAGAAUGACCUGGCUCAGUUUGUGCAGGAGAUGUCAAGUACUUAUGGCAUAGUCAUUCGAUAUCUGCAGGAGUUUACGCCUCUCGGAACGGCGGGUGGCAUGUACCAUUUCCGCGAUCAGAUUCGCUCAGGCGGCCCUACGUAUUUCUUUGUCAUGAAUGGAGAUGUCUGUGCUGACUUUCCUCUGCAAGAGAUGGUGGAGUUUCAUAGUAGUAAACAAGCGCUGCUCACAAUCAUGGCGACGGAGGCGACUCGGCAGCAGUCGUUGAAUUACGGAUGUAUGGUUCUGGGAAAGGAGGGCGAGGUGGCGCAUUACGUGGAGAAGCCCUCGACGUUCGUCUCGACUCUGAUCAACUGCGGGAUAUAUCUCGCGUCCCUGGAAAUUUUUCAAACGAUGGCAGAUGUAUUUCAUACUAACCAGCAGCAAGAUCACAUAAUGCAGUUGUGUCACAAUGGUAGAGAUCCAGCGCAUAUUGCGUUCGAGCAGGACAUAUUGACACGACUGGCGGGAUCCGGUCGGUUGUUCGCUCUACCUGUGUUCAGAUGGUGGUCUCAGGUAAAAACUGCGGGUUCCGCGAUUUACGCCAAUCGACAUUACCUGGCCCUCUACAAGCAGAAGCAACCGAGUCGUCUUGCUUCUACGAGCAAAAAUUACUGUAUCAUAGGGGACGUGUACAUUCAUCCGUCGGCUUCUGUGCAUCCGACUUCUGUGCUAGGUCCAAAUGUGAGUAUAGGGCCGUAUACGACGCUUGAAGCUGGCGUGAGAAUCAGAGAAUCGAUUGUGCUGGCGAAUGCACACAUACAGGCUCAUUCUCUUAUUCUUCACAGUAUUAUAGGGACAGGUACUAAUGUAGGCGAGUGGGCACGCGUCGAGGGAACUCCGUGCGAUCCCAAUCCUAACAAGCCGUUUGCGAAAAUGGACAAUUUGCCGCUGUUUAAUGUCAACGGCAAGCUGAAUCCUUCUAUCACAAUACUCGGUACCAGUGUGAACUUGGCAGCGGAAAAAGUUUUAUUAAACUCGAUUGUUCUACCGCACAAGGAUCUUACGAGAAAUUACAAGAACGAAAUCAUUCUUUAAUUGGCUAAUGUCUGUUGUAAGCUUAAAACGUAUGUUAACGGUUUAAAUGUUAAUGAAAGAGUAUCGCACAAACGAUAAAACGCGAAGUAUAUGUGACGUAAUUUUUGGAGGCUUUUUGUUGAAUUGUGAUAUUGAGUCUUUAAUAAUUUUAUAUAGUUGUUUACAAUUUUUCAUAUAGGAUAUUAAUAUAAACUUUUGUAAAUUUAUACAUUGCGUAUCACGCGGUAAUUAUAAGUUAUGUACAUAAGGGUAGCGGCAAAGCACAAAAUUUUUACUAUAUAUAUAUAUAUAUAUAUAUACAAGCUUGUACAUAUCAUGUUUGUCUAUAUAUACAUAUAUGAACAUUGUCAGAUACAUGCGAAAAGUAUUGCUGCGUAUUUUCAUAAGUACAUUAAUAAAUCUUCGUCCGUAGAUUUUUCUUCUUAUUAAAAUUUACACGUGCGCAUACCGCGCGGGAUCGUGUGACGGAGCGAAGCCCCCGAACUCGCAUUAGCCCGCGUGGUAUCGAGGCGAUCGGUACGCGAGAGGAAGAAUAACCGGAAAAAAUCUCUGGACGGAGCCGCGUACGGGCCGCCUAAGGUGAGGCUCGCUCCUGCGUUCCUCACCGGCGGCGCCAGGUGUUUACGGCGGUUGUAUGCGGUUGUAUGCGAGCGAGUGGAAGAGAAAGAGAAGAAGGGAUAGUCGAGAAGAGCGAGCGAGCGAGUGAGCGGUGUGUACGCGCGAGACAGCCGCAUUGAAUUGCACUGAAUCAACAGGUAGAUCGGCGGAUCGGUAUGCGUGGGACGACGUCGUACGCGCGUUCUCUCAUCGUGGCGCCGGGAUACAUCGUGGUCCCCCGCGAAAGAUGCUGCGCGCGAACCAGCGCGAGAAAACGAUACGACGACGACGGCGACGAGUCUUAGGGAACGGCAGACGACGACCGGGAACGGCCGAAUAGCGGCAGCGAGAAAGAGGAGGAGGGAGCGACGCUCCAGGUGGAAACGCGCGUUCUCUAAACGUGUGCUCCGCGGCGAAUUCCGCGCAUACCAACGCCGCUGAUACAGCUUCCCCGCGAGCGGCGGUGGUGGUGGCGGCGACGGCUGCGGCGGCGGCGGCGGCGGCAGCGUCCGGAUCGGGAGAGUGAUUUUUGUGAUCGCCGCUCUCGUCAAUGACACGCGCGGAAUGCGCUGAGCGAGCGCGCGAUCCCACGCUGCGCUAUACGCGCCGACAUUGUUGCGCGUCUGCCUCGUUGCGCUGGCCUUUAAAAAUUUAUUUGUGCGCGCGUCCCGACGUCGAUGUGUGAGGUGUCCCGUGGAUUGUGAAUGCGUUUUGAAUGCGGCGCAGGGCAAGUGCGGAUCUCGCGACGUUUCGCGAGAGCGACGUUCAGUUUGACCCCGGCGCAUAACGGACAAAUGAGUCCGCCUGUGACAUCGUACGUCGUGGCUUGUUUAUAGCUGUCUCGUCACGAAAUUCCUAUUGGUAAUUUCUAUUACGCUUCUAACUGACUGUGAAACAAUGCAUAAUUUUCAAUUUUAUACAUGUAAAAUUAUUGAGAGAUAAACAUUAAUUUUUAAUUGUAUAAGAAGAGAAUUUUAUGUGACUUAAAUUGUAUGAUUAGUAUAAUUAUAAGAGAGGAAUAUUAUAUUUACUUUAUAAAAUUUAAAGAAAGAACUUGUGCAAAGAUGAAAUAAAAAUAUAAAAAUAUAUGAACUUUA